Molecule: messenger RNA, 1558 nt
Organism: Antrostomus carolinensis (chuck-will's-widow)
Lineage: Eukaryota; Metazoa; Chordata; Aves; Caprimulgiformes; Caprimulgidae
Gene: TC2N
Product: tandem C2 domains, nuclear
Exons: 11
Coding region: 1-1467 (488 amino acids)
Cellular component (GO): nucleus
Source: RefSeq, a predicted model, not a curated record
AUGGCAACAGAAUGUAUAAAAAACUGCUGUAAAUGGUGUUUCUUCGUGGAAAAAGAAAAAAAUGAGUUUUCCAUGGCGCAGGAAUCUGAAGCAGUAGCCGCAAGCAAGCCAACUAUUGUAGAGAAGCCUCCAUUGUCUUCUGUGUCAGUGAAGCGUCAAGUUGGCUGUUCAGAGGAUUAUCUGCUUUCUAAACUGCCCCUGGAUGGUCAUGAGGUACCAUUUGUGGUCCCUCCAUUCAAAUUGGCUUAUGUACAGCCAAAGAACCUUCCUAGUAUCUCACAUGCUGGAAGGAUUCAAGAAUCUGCCAGAGCCUCACUUGGUGACCGGAAAGCAGAACUGCACGGCGUGUACCAGUGGCCCCACUAUGACGUGUACAACCCAUUCUAUUUGGAGCAUCGGAUUUCGCCAGAUCUGAUUAGGCGCUUCCAAGCAAAACCAGAUAAUAGGAAAUUAUAUGGAUCAGUUAGUGAUUUAAGACCUAGUGCUUUGGCUGGAUCAUUUGAUGUAAGUCGUUCAAUGUUUGACCUCAGAAGCCCACCUCAUCGAUUCAUGAAGAGAUAUGAUUCACUCUCCAGUGUACCUAGCAGUACCUCUUCCAGGAAGGAUUCGCAAGGCAGUAACAGGAGUCUGGAUACCAUUACAUUAUCAGGUGAUGAACGAGACUUUGGAAGACUGAAUGUGAAGUUAUGUUAUGUUUCUUCUGUAGAACAGAUUUGGAUCACAGUUUUACAUUGCAAAGACCUGAGCUGGCCUUCUAGCUGUGGGGAAAAUCCUCGUAUCUGUGUCAAAGGAAUUCUCACACUGCCCAAACCAGUGCAGUUCAAAUCUUCUGCCAAGGAAGGGUGCAAUGACAUUGAAUUUAUGGAAACUUUUGUAUUCGCUAUUAAACUGCAAAGCCUGCAUGCUGUCAGAUUGGUAUUUAAAAUCCAGACACAGACUCCCAGGAAAAAAACAAUUGGAGAGUGCUCCUUGGCACUGCGGGAGCUCAACUCAGAGGAGUCAAGUCAUUGGCUGGAUAUAUCUCCUCCUUCCAAAGCACCUGUGUGCCGAGCAGAACUUCAAGUAGGAACUUGUUUUCAAGCAAUAAACAGGAGGAUUCAGUUACAGAUUCUUGAAGCACAAAACCUUCCAGUUUCAUCUACACCGUUGUCUUCAAAUUUCUUUGUGAAAGUUGGAAUGUUUAGUACAGAAGGGCUGAUCUAUAAGAAGAAGACUCGUCUUCUGAAGUCCACUAAUGGCCAAGUAAAGUGGGGCGAAAUGAUGAUUUUUCCAGUUAGCCAAACUGAACAAGGAAUUAGCUUUCUCAUCAAGCUCUACAGCAGAAGCUCAGUGAGAAGAAAACACCUCCUAGGACAGAUCUGGAUAAGUUCUGAUAGCAGUAACCGUGAAGCAGUAGAGCAAUGGAAAGAUACUAUUGCCAACCCUGAAAAAGUUGUUGUUAAAUGGUACAGCAUUGGUCCAUCUUGAGGAAUGGAGAUGAAACUCAGGACAUUUUUCUACAAAGAUAUUCCCAUGUUGUUUGAAAUAGUAUAAACGCAAAGAAAAAUAUUGUCUACAC